AGUUCCAAGGGAUAUUCAAGAUCUGCCUCUGACUUUGCUUUUUAAGGGCAGAACAGAGGACUCUUCUGAUGGAAGUAUAGAGAUGUGAACUGUCUCGGAAAUACUUUUGUUGAAUGUCUAAAGAAUCUUCCGCAAUUAUCCAGUCAUGUCACAGAUGUUACACAUAGAGAUUCCCAAUUUUGGGAACACGGUACUAGGUUGCCUGAAUGAGCAAAGGCUUAUGGGACUUUACUGUGAUGUCUCCAUUGUUGUGAAAGGACAAGCCUUCAAGGCUCACCGUGCAGUGCUAGCAGCGAGCAGCUUGUACUUCCGAGAUUUGUUCAGUGGGAACAGCAAAAGCGCAUUUGAGUUACCAGCCACUGUUCCCCCUGCAUGUUUUCAGCAAAUACUUUCAUUUUGCUACACUGGAAAGUUAACCAUGGCUGCUAGCGAACAGCUCGUAGUGAUGUAUACAGCCGGAUUCCUUCAAAUCCAACACAUCGUAGAACGGGGUACGGACCUUAUGUUCAAAGUAAGCUCUCCACAUUGUGACUCUCAGACUACCAUGAUUGAAGAUGCCAGUUCGGAACCUCAAAGUCCUUGUAAUCAGACCCAGGCGGCUUCUGUGCCCUAUGUCAUGUCGCCUUCCAUGCCAAUACCUCUUUUAACACGUGUGAAAAACGAGGGUCUGGAGUUGCAGCCUAUAGCUGUGCCCAACUUACCCAGCAAAAGGUCAGCGGAGGCCAGAGACGGUUCAGGGGGCAACAUUUCAACAGCUGCUCAUACAAAGUUACCUCGUGUAUCAUACUAUGGUAUGUCUAGUUUGGCUGCUCUUUUCCCCAGCGUACAACAAGUGCAGUACUCUCAAGGAGAGCGCACAAGCCCUGGGGCAAGCAGUAUUCCUACCACAGACAGUCCCACCUCCUACCACAAUGAGGAGGAUGAUGAAGAUGAUGAGGCCUACGACACUAUGGUGGAGGACCAUUAUGGACAGAUGUAUAUCAAACCCAGUGGAGCAUACUCAGUUGGGCAAGAGAAGGUCGAACAGAUUCCUGGCUCCUUGGAGAAUCGAUCCUGUGUUCUGAUCCGACGUGAUCUGGUAGCUCUUCCAGCCAGCCUGAUAAGCCAGAUCGGGUACCGCUGUCACCCUAAACUUUACUCCGAGGGAGAUCCUGGUGAAAAACUGGAACUGGUUGCAGGUUCUGGUGUUUAUAUAACUCGUGGUCAGCUAAUGAACUGCCACCUCUGCGCUGGUGUGAAGCAUAAGGUUCUCCUGAGACGACUACUAGCGACCUUCUUUGAUAGAAACACUCUCGCUAACAGCUGUGGUACAGGAAUUCGAUCCUCAACAAGUGACCCAAGCCGGAAACCUCUGGAUAGCAGAGUUCUUAAUGCAGUUAAAUUGUAUUGCCAGAAUUUUGCCCCGAAUUUUAAGGAGAGCGAAAUGAAUGUCAUUGCAGCCGACAUGUGCACCAAUGCCCGUAGAGUGCGUAAACGUUGGCUUCCCAAAAUAAAGUCCAUGCUCCCUGAGGGAGUGGAGAUGUACCGCUCUGUAAUGGGCGCAACAACAGCUGGCAUCCCCUUGGAGUCUGAAUUUCAGCCAAGCCCUGCACAGGCAUUUGAGCAAAGAAUCUAUGCAGAGCGCAGAAACGAUUCUAGCGCUAUAGUAUCUUUGAGAACUAACACUGCAAAUAUUGACCUCACAAAUGCAUCCAAUGCUCCGUUUGAACAGAGCCAAGAAGCAGAAGGCGCAACGGGAUCCGUCAUCCAGGAGGUAGGUGGCACAGAUACCUUGGCAUCGGAAACCCAGAGCAGUCCAGCUCAACCCUUCGAACAAGAUAGCAGCACUACUAGCCGUCCAGAAACCCCAGUGAGAAGACAAGAUGCUACGUAUGGUGGGACUUUAUAAAUAGAAGAGCAGACAAAACACAAAUUGUGACUCAUAAGGGAUGUGUUAUACUAAAGCUGCUUGCAUGCAUAACUAAUACGAAACAAAUGUGAUCAGCCACUUACCUUCAGAACUGCUACUGUUGCCUGAAAACAAUGUGAUUUUUAUUCUGCUUGUAUUUAAAAAAAAAAAAAAACGAAACAAUUUAUGAAGGAAAUAAUCGCAUUCGUUAUACUGUAAAUGAAUAGGUCAGAAGUGGCCUACUUAGGAAAAUAAUGGGCUCCUUUUUAAUAUAACAGAAUUUACUCUAUAAAAUAACAGCUUUCAUUAAUUUUUUAUCUUAUGGACUAGUUACAUCAAAUGCUCAUUUACAAGCACGUCUAAAAUAAUCUGUCAGCAUUGUGUUCAUUAACAUAUUCAUGGGAAAAAAAUAUUUUGCGUUUGUUAAACGUUUGCAGGGCGCUAAAGGCGAUCAAGGGAUUUCCUAAGAAGUUUUCAUCUUUGGACAGACAGCAGGUUAGUGGUUUGGAUUUAAUGGUAUGACCGUCAUGUGACGCUAAUAUAUUUUUAUUGGACAAAGUCCAGUUGAAUCAGUUGUUGAAGCUUCUCCCAAGCUACUGAAUUAAAGUUAAGAUUAUUUUUAUAUGACUUCAGAGAUAAUAGUGGUUUAAAGUAUCUACAAUGGGUUUUGUAGCCAAGAAUAUAUCUAGAAAGUCUCUGUAGAGCUCUAUUACGGGAGAGCACAGUUCUCCAUGCUCUGAUAAGUCCUUCUUAGAACGUUGGCAACUUUUGUUUACUUUAUUUCAGAACUUUUAAGAUUUUUCUAAAGGUAUAAAUAUUGUGUCCACUACUGGAUCCCUUAAAAUGCACUUUUACCAAAUUUUAGUCCUUGAGGUAUUUCAACACGUGUGCCAAGCAUGGAUUUAAUGAUCCAAUCAAAGGUUAACUUUUGAAUAGUUCUUCCACAGCUCAAAUUCUUUUAUGUGGAUUCUGUACCUUUUUAUGAUAUGAUAAUAUAAAUAUCAUUAAUUUCUUCAAAGGGUCUAGAAUGUUUGUGUAAUAGAGCUCUGGACUUUAUAUAUUUCUAGGUUUCCACUUGUGUCUCAAAGUUGGGUUUUCUCUAGUGUAGAGCACAACCUGAGACAUGGAGGUUUAAAAUGUUCAGCUGGGCACAUAUAGAUUGUAGAAUUCAACUGGAAUCAACUCUGAGACACAAAUAUUUAUUUUUGACUUUAGUUGUAAAAACUACAUAAGUCAUGCAGAGUCAAGUUUCAGCUUUGGCCUACUAGAUUAUGGAAUGCCACCAGGGUUCUAUAGAUUCAAGUUCAAUUCUUAUACCGUACAGAUUGUACCAA
Messenger RNA from Bombina bombina (fire-bellied toad), 3222 nucleotides. RefSeq names its product NACC family member 2 (gene NACC2). Gene Ontology annotation, biological process: regulation of transcription by RNA polymerase II. Bases 146 to 1888 code for a protein of 580 amino acids. The record is from RefSeq and is a predicted model, not a curated record. The transcript has 7 exons. Gene Ontology annotation, molecular function: protein binding; DNA-binding transcription factor activity, RNA polymerase II-specific; RNA polymerase II cis-regulatory region sequence-specific DNA binding. NCBI's taxonomy places the organism in Eukaryota, Metazoa, Chordata, Amphibia, Anura, Bombinatoridae.